GCAGGUGAAUGAUUUCAUCUUGAUCUCCGAGAGCACCUACACCCGGGAGCAGAUUCUGAAGAUGGAGAAGGCCAUCCUGAACAGGCUGGAGUGGAACCUGACGGUGCCCACGCCCUACGUCUUUCUGGUGCGUUUCGCCAAGGCCGCGUCUUCCUCAGAUCACAAGAACGACGAGGAGAUGGAGAACACCGUCUUCUUCUUCGCGGAGCUGGCGCUGCUGCAGUACGGGCUGGUGCAGUCCAAGCCCUCCAUGGUGGCCGCCACAGCUGUCUACACCGCCAGGCUCACCCUCAAGAAGACCCCUUUGUGGACCGACACUCUGAAGCACCACACUGGCUUUACUGAAGCACAGCUGAUGGACGCUGCCAAGAUCCUGGUGGCCUCGCACUCCACCGCACCUGACAGCAAGCUGAAGGUUGUCUACAAGAAGUACUCGAGCAUAUAUUUUGCCUAA
Triticum urartu is the source of this 454-nucleotide messenger RNA. RefSeq names its product cyclin-B1-1-like. NCBI's taxonomy places the organism in Eukaryota, Viridiplantae, Streptophyta, Magnoliopsida, Poales, Poaceae. The record is from RefSeq and is a predicted model, not a curated record.